GUUCGAUACGAAAUCAUGUGGUGAUAGGGUGAUAGUCAGCUGAUUGCUGGUGAUUUUUACCGAUUGCUGGUUAAAUUACUGCAUGCUGUCAGAGAGGCACAAACUGACACAGUAUAGUGUUUUCCAAGCAACAAAAUAUGACCAAAAUAUAAUUAAUAUUCCAAAUAAAAAUAUAUAACUCGUGUAAAUAAAUAAUUAUUGUGAUCGUUUCUAUGAGAGUGUAAAAAAUGUAAUGUAUCGGCGACUCCAGUUUUCGCAGCUGUUGUUUUUAUUUUUCCUAACCUAUCUAUUAUACUGCAAAUUUACCUCGUGUAACAAAGAUUUAUAUACUUUUGUAAUAUCCGAUCGUACACAAAAUUUAUAUACCUAAAACGAGAGAGAAACGAGUAGUGUACGUGUAUACUGGUAAUAUAAUAGAAAUUAAUCGGAUAUAAUUUAAUAAUACAGUAUACAAUUUACGAACAAAGUAUUUUUGACAGAAAUUGGAUAUGUUGUGGAAAUGUAAAAAUGCCCUAAUUUCUCCUAGUACAAUUUUUUAAUAUUUACUAGACAAGAUUUCUAAUUGUAUUAAAAUGUCAGAGUACGUUAAUGAAUUGGUGUGAAAAUUGCGUUAUAAAUAUUACUAUCGCAAAAUGUCUGAAAAAAAUGCGGUUGGUGGUAUUCCUGUGGAGUGUCUAACUGGAGAAUCAGCUGCAAUUUGGUCUGGCUGGCGUACACUGAGAGACAGAGAACUUGUGAGAGAAGCCUCUGCCAAGGGAACUCAUAUAAAACUAGCUCAUAAAUGCCUUGCGUACAGAAGAAAUUGUACUGUAGAGCAGGCAUGUAUAUAUUUCAACAAAGAAGUAGAAAAUUGGGUCAAUGAAUUAUUAAGCAAGAAGCAGGUUUAUAGAGCUUCACAUAUUUUAAAAAAUAUGGGAAAGGAUCCUGUGGAACAUAUUUUUGCUGUUUCUAUAAAAAGCAAGGAUCCAGUCUUAAGAGACUAUUUGUGUGAAUAUAUGAUAAAUGUCGAUGGAUUUAAGACUGAACAUGUCACGGCAUGGAACAUUACCAAAUCUAUUAAGCAACAUGAGGAAAAGUGCAAAAUCCAAAGUGGAUUAAGUUCUUGUAUAUGUAUAGAUGAUAUAAUGAAACUACCACAGAAUAUUGAACAAGCCUUACGCACCGAAUUAUAUUUUUCUUUGAAUAACCCAGAGAUUUUGGGAAACGUGUCAAAUAAUAUUUUGUGGGAUUACUUAUUAUCUAAUAAUAAAAUUAAUGCUCUAAGAAUAUGGAUUGAUACAAAAUAUAAUCCAGACGUUCUCGAGAUCUCAGAUAAAAUUGAUCAACAUUUGAAAUCGUUAUUUGCGAAUUUAGAUAUUACACCUGAUAUGGUCGAUUAUAUAGAUUCUUCAAAUGCUAGUGACCUCGUAAAACAUCUAACCAAAAAUUAUUUAUGUAGAUAUGGCAUUUAUACAAAAGAAGAAAAGGACGACUUGAAAUUAAUAUUAAAUCGUUCUUUCGGCUGUGGUAUUACGCUGGAAGAACUUAGUACAAUAUUAUCUUUAGCUUCCUGCAAUAUCGAUAAAUCAGAAUUUUUGCAAAGCAUCGAUCAACAACUGUGCCUUGCACACUGCUCGCAAAACUGUCAUACUGAGGAAGACAAUUUAAAAGUUAAAAAAUUAUUUAAUGCUUUAACCGAUAUGUGUAACGCUCGAGAUAACUACGAAGAUGCGUUACUACAUGGAAUCGUAGAAUCGAUUGAUUAUAUUUCCGAUGAUUUUAAUGCUUAUCUGAAAGCGAAUUAUUUAGUAAACUUGACAUUAAUAUUUUUACGAUUAUGGCAGACGCGGAGCGCGUUGUGUAAUGAAGCAAACCCUUCAGGGAGAAAUACACUAAUAAGAGAUAUAUUUACGAACAAGACUGUUUUAAAAAUUGACACGCGUGUUAUUUCCCAAGAAGUUCUUCAGUCCACGCUUGCACAUAUGCCGAGGCUGCAAUGUAUCAUCGAGGAUCAAAGUGAAAAAGAUGAUAUUACAGUAUACGACUUAUUGGACGGCUAUAGAAAUUUGAAUUCGAAAUUCUUAUUCAAGUGGCGCUUCAAAAAUGAACCCUUGCCUACUUUCACGAACGAAAGUCUGAUCAGAAAAUACGGGUAUCAGGAAACGCUAACGUACGGUUAUUAUCUGAAAGAAGGCAGACCGAAUAUGGCUGUGCACAGUUUAACACACGCUCAAGCGAAAUUACUUGGAAAUGUAUCCUCCCAUAGGAAAUUCAAAGCGGCCUUAUAUGCGCACGUUCUCGCUUUGAGAAACUUAGAUAAGUCUGAUAUCGUGUGUAGCUGCAUUGCGUUCAUCGAGUUGCUGAGAAUCGACUCGAGCAAUUUACGAUUACACGUUACUGUGGCAAAAUACGUACAAGAGCAACUAAACAUCUCCAUAGGGAGCUUAUUAGAAAAUGUAGUGUAUAAGAAUCAAACUGAUUUAAAGUCUGUGAUAUCGUAUCUUGAACAAAGCUUUCAAAAACAUUUAUUGGAUAAACCUUUCAUGUGCGAUAACACGCAAUUUGUCGAAGCAUUGAAAUUAUGGGACAUCAUCGUACGCUUUGCACGUGUUCACAACUAUGCGCUACCCGAUACGUUGCCGAAAUAUUUAGCAGAUCAUGACCUGUGGUUCGAAUUCAUUGCAGUCUGUCAUAUAUUCGCUUAUCCUAAAACCCAGAUGCUGGAAAACACCAGAUUGUUUAAUAACGCAAACAUACGGGAACACCUGCUAACGUGUUUAAACAAUGAUAAACUUAGCAAAUCCCAACCAUAUAACAAACAGAAGAUGAAAUUUCACGACAGACAAUCAUCAUCAAGGCAGCAUAAAGUUGGAGUGAAAGAAAAUGAAUCACCAGUGUCCACCUCAGCCAUAUCAGAAACUGAGAUAGAUGCAACUGAUACAACUAGUGCCAAAGAUAUUUCCAACAGUUACACCUCGACUUCUUCAGAUAAUAACUUAUGGUUGACUAUAUUAAACUGUCAUCAAAGUCAAGACCCACCCGGAGCAUUAAUUAAUGCGUCUCGCUCAAAUCUGAGGCCUAUAUUGACUGUCUUAGCUACGUGUUACGAGCCGUCGUCUGUAGCAGCAUAUUGCUAUUGUUGGAUGGUAAUAUCGACAGGAAGAGAGGACAUACUUCUUGAUUACACGGAAUGUCUUGAGCAACAAAUAUGGCCUUCCGAUAAAGUAUCGGAAUUACUAAAUAAAAUGGUUCGAUACGGUUAUAUUAACACAGUCAAUCGGGCUUACAAAAUUUUCAUGCCUGAUAGUAUUUUGAAUUCAUUCUUCGAGUUUUUGAUGCAAGCAAUCAGUUAUGGCGAAUUCAAGGAAAAUCAACGGCAUUUAAUAGAGUUUAAGUCGCAAUGUUCCUCACUUAAAAGCAAUAAAAUUAUGGAUUGGGAUAGUGUCCAUUUUACGUAUUUAAAAAACUUGUAUUGGGUCGCAGUUGUUGCAAUCCAAUGCAUUGUUACGGCACUCGGCUACGGCUUUCGAAGUACGCCAUUACGAGUAAAGUUUCUUGAAGCGUUAAUAAAGUGUAAUUUUUCAGCAGAUUUACCAGGUGCUGUACCGGAUUUUCAACGUUUGUUGGAUAUAACGAAAAUUCUGCAGAAAACUAGCGUGACAUUAAAUUUCAGAGCAAUUACUCUAAUCGAUAACGCAUAUAAUUUUGACACGGAAAUUCAAAGAUGCAUCGACGAUUUAACAGCAGUCGAAAAUUACAGCACUGCCUUGGAAUUAGCAUGCUGCGCCGGGUUAAAUGCAUCUGAGAUCAUAUUAGCACAAGCUCGAAAUACUUUCAAACAAUCAAUAAAUGGAGAUGGUCAAGUAAAUUCUACCUUCUGGACGCAAUGUGCUCAGGAUUUUAAUAAAUAUAACGUUCCGCUUCAAGUAGCGGUUGAAUUCUUUGUCGAACAUGCCGAGAAAGUUGUAUCGCACAAAGAAAGAUAUGAAGUUUUGAAAUUGGCUUAUGAGACUUUGAAAAAUACCGAAAUCGAGCAAAAAAUUAUCGAUACUUUAGAGAUGGCAAUGUGGAAAUCAUGUAUUUUAGCUGGACCUGAAAAUAUAGAGUUCGACUACAAUAAUUAUACUUUUAAUAAAUUAAAAACGGAGUUAUUAUCUGGUUUGGAUAAGUUACAAGUGACUUGCUCCUUGAUAGACGAAAAUGAAAAAAAUGCUGUAGAAAAUCUAAUAAAUAAAUUACUUGAUCUGCGCAAGUUGGAUAUUGCCUUACGAAUAAGCGUAAUUUUUAAUUAUAAUCAUAAGGAUCUGCAAAUAUUGAUGUUGUGUUUAAGCUUAGCAGAGGGUGAAAUUUCACCAGCGAACUUAACUUCGCAGCAAAAGAGUCUUUUGGAAGAAAGGAAUCAGAAGCAACAAAAAUAUGGCACUUUGCGUAAACGCGGUCUGCAGAGAUUUUCUUCAUCGUCAUCCUUAAACACCAUUUCGUCGAUCGAAGCUAACAAAACAAACGAUACAACAAUCAGCCAUCUCCAGAUGGAGUGUAUUUCAACUUUAGAAAGAUUAUCGGAAAUUCUUACACAUGGAAAUGAGAUAUGCUUUAGAAUUGUUUCAUAUUAUAAACUUGCUACGCGUUUAGGGAAGACAUAUCAAUCACUGUUGAUGCUAAAAGAUCCGAUAAAGUUCUUACAAGAGAUUAUAGAAAGUAACAUUGAAAAUAAAUUGGAGACUGCUAACGACAUAAUAAUAUCUUACAAAAUUAAGACGGAAGACGUGGCAAUAUUCCUGGCCGAUAAUAUUACAAUGCACAUAAAUUGUGCCAUAGAAGAUGGUCAGGAAGAUUUGAUUUUUAUGUGGAGCUAUUCCUUGAAUUCGCACUUUCAUUUAAUAAUGGAACUGUGCAGCGAUAUCUCGUUAUUAGGCUUAAAAUUGUUGAAGACAGCACAAUCAUUGCUGGGAAGAUACAUUAGUACUCACGAUGAAAAAAAAAAUGUUUCAGGAUUGAAAACAAUAGUGGAAUUAUUGAUAAGAUCCCACGAUUGUUUCACGGCUUCCUGUAACAUGGAAGGAAUAGCAUCAGUAUUACGAAAGUGUCAGAGUCUCGCAAAUAUGUUACAAAUCUUAAAAUACUGGGCACUACUGGUACGUCUUGUAACUGGUGUUGGGCGAUUUACCGAGAUGAAUUACGUAUUCCAAAUCUUGAAAGAAAACGAUCAAUUCGAGUCUUUGUUGGGACAAGGCUUGGAUAAGGUUCCGGGCCUAAAAAUGGCAUUGCUAGAAUUCUUGAAGCGUCAAUGUCCAGAAGAUAAGGAGCUUUUUACUCUAGUGGCGCUUCAUUUCCGCCUAUAUUACGAAAUCGCACUCAUGUGGGAAAAUGAAGCGAAGGAAGUAAUUGCAAAAUUAAUAUCUGACAUAUUAAAAGAAUGCGGAAGAGGCAUAACUGGUAUUCCGGUAGAAAUAAAAUUGACUCGAAAUGAUAACGUCCACAAACAAUUGCAAUUAGCUGUAACUAACUUUACUCAUGCUACUCAAUAUUAUUUACAGGAUAAGAAACUGAAUCUUGCUAGCCGGUGCUCGCAUCAAGCCCAACUUGUCGCGCUUCAAAUUUCACUGCUGAACGCAAUACCACAAAAUCAACAAGCAGAGUGUCUGCUGAAUUUGAAAAGCGACGAGUUAGACAGAAUAUUAUCUCACAUUUUAAACUUUCCUCAAGCUCUUAUUGUUAUCCGCGCUUAUAAUUAUCAUGCGGAUUGGGUUAAUCUUAUUUAUCAUCACUGCAUUCUCAAAGGAGAGACGAAGUAUCUCAAAGAAUUCAUGACAGUUAACAAUCUUACGCCUACGAUUGUACAAGAUUGUGCACGUAGGUACAGACUGGAAAAGAGUAUCAAUCAUUCCAUGACAGAUAACAUGAGAACGCUAAUAUCUGAAUUAUCAGAUGUCGAAUGUAAAUACAUGCUAGCUAGUCAGCUUGGCUUUAAGGAUAUUGUGGAGGAAAUACUCAACGAUCCCAUAGUGGGCUCCUAUUUAAAAGACACAAUUUGGAAAAAAGGAUAUACCGCUUCAUGAUGUAACUCGUCAUUCGAUGGAAUUCGAUGUUAUCAUCUGAGAAAGAACGCCACAAAUGUGACGACAAACUGUCACAAACUAUUCAUUUAUUAUUAUAAUAAACAAUAUAAAUUUAUACCUUUGUCAACGUUUUAUUAUUGAUAUCGCAAUA
Molecule: messenger RNA, 6189 nt
Organism: Temnothorax curvispinosus
Lineage: Eukaryota; Metazoa; Arthropoda; Insecta; Hymenoptera; Formicidae
Gene: SPG11
Product: spatacsin
Exons: 22
Coding region: 633-6038 (1801 amino acids)
Biological process (GO): axo-dendritic transport; axon extension; synaptic vesicle transport
Cellular component (GO): axon; synapse; dendrite
Source: RefSeq, a predicted model, not a curated record